Molecule: messenger RNA, 2147 nt
Organism: Lutzomyia longipalpis
Lineage: Eukaryota; Metazoa; Arthropoda; Insecta; Diptera; Psychodidae
Product: glucose dehydrogenase [FAD, quinone]-like
Exons: 3
Coding region: 176-2041 (621 amino acids)
Molecular function (GO): flavin adenine dinucleotide binding; ecdysone oxidase activity
Source: RefSeq, a predicted model, not a curated record
AUUUCAGUCUAAACCAAGAACUUGUGGAAGUAAAAUCGCCUUCUUCUUCUUCAACCGCUUAAAGAAUUAAAAAAAAAUAAUUUUAAUAAUUUUUGUGAUUUUUAAAUAUUUUAUUGAAUUUUCUGUGAAAGUUUUGUAAUUUUAGUGAAUUUUGUGUAUAAACACGUAGAAAGAAAUGGAUUCCUUUUGCUCAUCUUCCUGUACAGGAUCAAGUACAGGCAUUGCAAAUCAGUACAUAUCGCUUCUUCUUAGCUUUCUAGUCUCCAAUCAAUGUUCCUUAUCAAGCUCCAAUACGUACCCGACGGAUUAUGGAGAAACGGCUCUACAGAGAGGCUUUGAGACGUAUGAUUUUAUAAUAGUGGGUGCAGGAACGGCUGGUUCCGUCUUGGCUAAUCGCCUCAGUGAGAAUCGUGAUUGGAAAAUUUUACUUGUAGAAGCAGGAGGGGAUCCGCCAAUUGAAUCAACUGUUCCAAGUCUGCUUGCAAGUCUCCCCAGAACUACAAAUGAUUGGCAGUAUACAAUUGAAUCUUCUAACCAUAGUACGUAUACAGGAAGGUGGCCUAGGGGAAAAAUGCUAGGUGGUUGUAGUUCAAUCAAUGGCAUGCUCUACGUUCGAGGGAAUCGUGGAGACUACAACAACUGGGAAGCUCUGGGAAAUCCAACUUGGGGGUGGGAGAAUAUUCUGAAAUAUUUCAAAAAAUCCGAAAAUAAUCGCGAUCCAAUUGUUUACAAGAACUACGGAGGGAAGUAUCAUGCGACAAAUGGUUCAUUAGCAGUUAAGCUAGUUGAUGAAGUAUCCACAAUAAGUUUUGACAUUAUUCGUGCUGCCCAGGAGAUGGAGUACAAAUUUCUUCUCGAUCCCAAUGCAAUGGAUCACAUUGGAUUCACCUUCAAUCAAGCAAAUUUAAGAGAUGGAGUACGUGAGAGUGCUGCAACGGCCUUUCUAGCUCCUAUAAGGAAUCGAACAAAUUUGCACGUUGUCAAGAAUGCGCAGGUUAUUAAUCUUCUAAUCGAUAAGGAAGGUGUUGUUUCUGGUGUGAGGAUGCUCUUGCAGGGAAAACGAAUACUCCGAGCUCUGGCAAGGAAAGAAGUUAUCCUCAGUGCUGGAGCCAUCAAUACCCCACAAAUUCUCAUGCUCUCAGGCCUAGGUCCUGCUCAGCAUCUGCAAAAUAUGAAUCUUCCAGUUUUUCGUAAUUUAUCCGUUGGAAAGAAUCUCCAAGAUCACCCAGGAAUUAUUCUUGCAUUUAAAUUUGAUCAAUCGACUGCCGCAGCUUACAGUCAAGACGAUCUCUUGAGGGAUUUCUCGCAGUACUUGAUGAAUCGUACUGGACCAUUUGCCAGUACGGGACCAAUGUACACAGUGGGGUAUGUUAACACCCACGAUCCACAGGCCAAAUUCCCGGAUUAUCAGUACUUGCACAUGGAUUUCCAGAAGAAUCAAACAGCAAUGCUGCGAAGAAGUCUCCGGUUUUUCGGCUACAACGACUACAUUGCAGAAAUUGGUGCAGCAGCUGCAACAGAUGCGCACGUUUUGCUUGUUCUUGCAACAUACCUAACGCCACAGUUUAGAGGAGAAAUUCUCCUCCGUGGCUCCAAUCCAACGGAUAAACCACGAAUUACUGCAAAUUACUUUACUCGUCCCUACGAUAUUGACUCCUACGUCAGAGCUAUAAGGCUCUAUAUGCGCUUCUUGUCAACACAGAGCUUCCAGAGGCGAGAAGUUGAAUUUAUUCGCUUCCCAAUUCCCCCCUGUGAUAGAAUGAAAUUCGAUAGUGAUGAAUAUUGGACGUGCUAUGCUCGUCAUAUGAUUACAACAGUUUUCCAUCCAGUGGGAACGGCUAAAAUGGGUCCUGACUCCGAUCCUUCAGCCGUUGUUGACUACAGACUCCGUGUUAAGGGUACAAAGGGCUUAAGGGUGGUUGAUGCAAGUAUAAUGCCCAUCAUUCCGCGUGGGAAUACAAAUGCCCCCACAAUGAUGAUUGCAGAGAAGGCUGCUGACUUUAUUAAAGAAGACUGGGAAUGCGUUACCAAUGAGUACUAGAAGCUAGUUCAAGCUGCUUUUCAUGCCAAAAAGAAUUUAUGAAAAACUUUGUAAAUUGAAAUGUAAAUAAAAAAACGUUUUGUAAAAUAAUUUCAUUUUAAAGAAA